AUGAACGGUGAACGAAAGCUCCGCGCGGCAUGUGACCGCUGCCACGAACUCAAGAACCGAUGCACUCGCGCCGGUGGGCCUGAGAGUCGGUGCGACCGGUGUGAGAGGCUUGAUAUAGACUGCGUGUAUAACACCAGUGCGCGCAUGGGCCGUCCACGAGUGUCGCGGCCGGGUUCUGAGAACCAGAAAGGAGCAUCCUCCGCCAGACACUCUAAACGACGGGCCGUCCAGGCCGGGAGCCAGCGCGGUGCUAAUGCAGUGCCGCUUCCUGUUGAUCAUGUCGAUCUAGCUUCUGCAGCACACGAUAGAUCUGGCGGUGCCGGUCCUGGAAGUGGCCCUAGUAGUGGUUCUGAACCAGAUAGUCCCCGCAAUCUCGAACCAGUGUUAGGGAUUCUAGAUCCUGCUCUCCUCCCCGCAGUGGUACCUGGCGACAAUGUGAUCUGGGACCUAGGGCUGUAUUCCCCGGACUUUGCGCACCCGGCUCACGAUGAUCCAACGGGCGGACAGGGACACGGACGUGGACAUGGGCACGCCCACCGGGAAUAUCAUCAAGUGGAGAGCCUGCAACAGAAAUACAAGGAAGUUCCUGAUUUCUCUGAUUCCGACCUGGAGAUGUCAGAAAAGGGGACAGUCCCUAUUGUUAAGACUACCGUCGCAGAUGAGCUCCUACGGCUGCAGUUCCACCUGAGCAAUCUGUUAACAGGCGCGAGCGAAUCGCCCACAGGGCACCAGCCGGCCAUUGACGAGGUCAUGAUGGUCUGCAAAGAGCUGCUAGAGCUACUCCCCAUCCCAGCCCGUCGCUCCUCUUCAGACUACGGUACUGCAAGUAAGAAUAUGACUGGGACAGGACCGCCAUUCACCCCAGCCAGCGUCAAUGCCGGACAUCCUGAUCCCUGCGACGGAAUUGGCCAGCCAACUCAACGAGGAGGAGGGCCGUUCGACCCACUAAGGAUAAACUACAUCACCGUCUUACAAGUCGCGACAUCGUACGCAUACGCCCUGCAGCUGCUGGACCUUGCUGUGGAUAAUCUCAAGACCCGCGCUGGGAAUCUGGCCCUCGUUAGCCUGGGUACCUUCAAUCUUGCAUCCCAGCCGGCCAUGAGUACCUCGGUGGGUGCUUAUAUGAUUUCUAGCAUGGUUCAUCAGCUGCGUGAUGCUAUUAGUCUCUUGACGCCUGAAUAUCAGCAUCAGCAGGGGCGACCACCACCGCAUGCAUCAUCACCACCGAGUGGCUUGCAGGCAGCAGCUGCGGCUGCGAAUAACUCGAUACACGCUGCGGUGGAUAUGAUUUCUGAGAAAGAGACGUCUUUACUCGAGAAAUUGGCGCAGGUUAUGAUUAAUUCAUAG
Messenger RNA from Aspergillus alliaceus, 1347 nucleotides. Its product is annotated as Zn(II)2Cys6 transcription factor domain-containing protein. Gene Ontology annotation, biological process: regulation of DNA-templated transcription. The record is from RefSeq and is a predicted model, not a curated record. Gene Ontology annotation, molecular function: DNA-binding transcription factor activity, RNA polymerase II-specific; zinc ion binding; transcription cis-regulatory region binding. Lineage: Eukaryota; Fungi; Ascomycota; Eurotiomycetes; Eurotiales; Aspergillaceae. The coding region runs from base 1 to 1347 and encodes 448 amino acids. The transcript has 2 exons. Gene Ontology annotation, cellular component: nucleus.